GCAGCAGCAGCAGCAGCAGUCUGGAGCGCAAGACAACCCCCUUCCAUCCACUGCAAUACUUCUCUCCAUCCUCCAGCAUCACGAUGGCUCACAAUGAUAAAGACCCAGUCCCGGUGGUGGGGAACCUUUCUCCGGGUCAACUGCAGUCCCUCCUGAAGAUGGAGCCCAAGACUCUGGGGGCGAUCCAGAUCGUUAUCGGGGCUUUGAUUCUGUGCCUCAGUGCCUCUGUGCUCCAGGUCCACGAGGUCCACUUCACAGGAGACAUUGCCCUCUUCCUAGUUGUGGUCGUGCAGGUAACGCUGUCUGGUUCAGUGUUGGUGCACAGUGGGAGGAGACCAACUCUCUUCUGGGUGAAAUGCAUGCUGGUGCUGCAUCUUAUCAGUGCUGCAUUUGCCACCGCUGCCCUGGGCCUGAUGUCCAAACACCUGCCCUACCGCCAGAGCUCUUACCACUGCGAACACUGCCGCAAGCUGGAGCUGCACGCCGUGCAACAUUGUUUCAGGAAAUGCACCUGGCUGAUCGAACAAAGGUGUAAACUGCUGAUCGACGGCAUCCUGGUUACCCUGGUGAUCUUUCUGGUGCUCGAGCUCUUGAUCUGUAUCACAGCCAUGUUGUUUGGACUCAGUGUGCUCGCUGCUGGUGGAGCUCAGACUCGAAGCCAGAGACCUGUUUAUCCACAAACUCGGCCACCAGCUGUUCCAGCUGUUCAGGCUGCCCCGGCUGCAGCUGAACCAUCUCAGGUAGCUGUGGUCGUGACUGAACCAGAUUCGGAGCAGUUGGAGGAACUCUCCACUCCGCCCACUGAGCCCCAGGUGGAGCCGAUAUAGACUCUGUGCUACGGGAGUUUGAGCUCACUGCAAACUGCUUCCUGUCGUGCCAUGUCAUGUCAGACACAGAUGAAAUACGGACAACAACUUUUCCUUCCAGACCCUCGUUGUUAUUAGAGUUAGACCUCAGGUGAACAGUUAUCAAGGAAGAUGUCGACGCUAGGUAAAAUAGGUGGGAAAAUGAUGUGUCAGUUUUUCAGAUGUUUACGUAUAAGUUACUGACACGCUAUCGUCACUGACUUUGCUGAAAAUGAGCUUUAGACAGCUCUCAAGUGGGCCGGACCAGUACAAUCAUAACACAAUUACCCAUAAAUAACAAUAUGUUGUCGUUUUCCGCCCUUUGUUUUCGUGCAAGUAAGUACAUGUUUUUUAGAAAAUACGAAUAUUUAAUGAAAUAUUACUUGACAAAACCUCACAAACAUUAAGUGUUUAUGAAUUUUUGUACUUUGAAUAUUCAUCAAGUGGCUGCCGAAGGGACGAUAUCAAGACAUGUAGUGGGCUAGCAACCGUAUGAGUCAUUUAACAGCUAAGGUUUCCGGUGAAAAUGCUGUUUGAAGGCAUCGCUAACGCUACAAACAUAAUAUAUCAUCAAGUCGUUUUAAACACACAACACAUUUAUUUCUGGUGAGUACAUCAUAAUAUAUAUAUAUUUUUUUUUUUGUAUUAUUCAGGUAUGAUAGCGUUGCAUAUUUACUGGUUUGAGUUGCAUUACACUUGUCGUGACAUUUUGAGUGUGUUUAAAGCAAUCUAAAAUCGAUCCCAAGAUUAGCUCUGACCUUCCUAUUGAGGAAGUGUCUUGAACGAGAGGUCAGAAUGUCUUCUAAAUACCAAGACAGUCCAAUUGAUUCUGAUUGGUCUACACCGAAAUCAUCUCUUGACUGUACUCUAAGAUUUUAAAUAUAGUAAAUAUUAUCCCUCUGCGAACAAACGGGAGUUAAUUUGAUCGGGCUUUUUAGUAACAAUUCAAACGUGGUUUUUCUUUGCAUUAUAACUUACAGCCAUUUUCGCAGUAAAAACACGCGGUCUUCAGAACUAUUGACGUCAGAUCUGUUAUGACAUGCGCACAGCAGCAGUGUUAACGCAGUAGUGGGUCCAGCAGUAUCAUUCUGUAGUGUAUAGUAAAGUAUGUUUUUAUAACACGAAGCACUAGAAUUAGUGACGUCGGUUUAUGCUAUAGAUAUUAUGGUUAAUCCACACCUGUAUAUACACGGAAAAUAAACUAACAGAGGAACAGGCAGAAAAAUAUGUUCGGGGAAAAUGUAAAAAAAAAAAAAAGUAUAUGCUCUUUGUAGUGUGUUAAAAUAAUGUAUUUGAGCCACCUUUGUUUGACGUAACGUCAGCUGCAUAUUACUGUAAUAUUGUAGUGUACGACGCCAUUAGGAAAUGAACUACGGUGUAUUCACUGCACUUUCUCAUCUUUUUGACCAAUUUUGUUCUCCCAUGACAAACUCACAAAAAGACAUUUAAAAGUCACUUUCAAACCAAAGCAGGUGGUGCAGAAAUAUGAAUAUAUGGUUCUUCCACUUUUUGCCACAGCAUAUACUUUAACCAUAAGUCAAAAACACCUAUAUAUGCUACAAAAAAAAAAUCUGUCAUUUUUACCACUGGCUUAGUUGUCAUCUGUCUGGGUAGCCAUCAGAACUGUGAGUAUUUCUUAAUUCUACAGAAAUAUAUGUUAAUGACUGUAUCUUUGAAAAAGUCAAAAUAAAAAAAAAUGAACAGGAA
Molecule: messenger RNA, 2552 nt
Organism: Cynoglossus semilaevis (tongue sole)
Lineage: Eukaryota; Metazoa; Chordata; Actinopteri; Pleuronectiformes; Cynoglossidae
Exons: 9
Coding region: 84-827 (247 amino acids)
Cellular component (GO): membrane
Source: RefSeq, a predicted model, not a curated record